This is a messenger RNA of Paramuricea clavata, 4131 nucleotides long. The record is from the annotation of a GenBank genome assembly. NCBI's taxonomy places the organism in Eukaryota, Metazoa, Cnidaria, Anthozoa, Malacalcyonacea, Plexauridae.
GAGAUGAACUAAACCUGAGUCAACUGCAUCAAGCAUUGUUAAACGAGGAAGAAAAACGCAAGCAAAGUAAGAGUAAAGUCGGUGGUGGUGGUGGAGCUGAGAAUUGCGAAUCUGCAUUGCAACAUAACAAGUUAGAUCGAAAGCCUAUUAAGUGUUAUGGUUGUGGAGAAGAAGGUCAUGUUAUUCGAAAUUGUCCUCAGAAAAAGAAAAGAAAAAUAAAACAGUAUCGACGAAAUGAAAAUCAAGGAAAAUUUGACAUAUCUUCAAAGCACAAUGCAGCUCCUGCUCAUGGGGACACUGAUAAGAAUGAUGAUUCUGGCGCUAAUGUUUUUGCUGUUGGACUAAGUGUUAUGAAAGGAGAUGACUACUGGAUUAUCGACUCAGGCGUAUCUCAACACAUGACUUCAAGUCGUGAUCUAUUGAUGAACUAUCAAGAGUUUUUGGAGCCAGAACCAGUUGUUCUUGGAGAUGGUCGAUCUGUGCAUGCUUUGGGGACUGGUGAAAUAGCCAUUACUAUGCUGCUUUGUCCUAGAGAGAAAGAUGAACGAAAAUCAACUAUGACUAAAGUACUGUAUGUUCCCAAGUUAGCCGCAAAUCUAUUUAGUGCUCGGGCGGCAGCUAUGAAAGAAAAAGUGGGGCAUUUGGACAUACAUUUUGCUGGAUCAAGGACUCUCAAGGAAAGGUUGUAGCGAGAGGCCGUCUUGUUGGCAACAUGUAUCGUCUGGACUGCAGAGUAGAAAGACAAGAAAAACAAGUGUCCGUUGCACAAAGAUCAAGUGACAAACUAAAUCUGUGGCAUCAAAGGAUGGCUCAUUUGAACGCUGGCCAAAUGAAGACGAUGGUUUCAAGAGAGAUGGUAACAGGUACCGAUAUGCCUAGAACCGGGAAGCUGGACUUCUGUGAAGCCUGUGCCGAAGGAAAAUCACAUCGAGCACCCUUCAAACCAGUGGGAGAAGUACAAUCAAAGAAACGAUUACAGCUUGUUCACGGUGAUGUCACUGGACCAAUGAAAACCGAAAGUUUUGGUGGUGCCAGGUACUUUGUGACAUUCAUUGACGAUUAUUCUAGAUGUGUAACCGUCUAUCCCAUUACACACAAAUCGGAAGUGUUGGAUAAGUUUAAAGAAUGGGAAGCAGUAGUAACAAAUCAAGCAGAUUGCAAAAUUAAAACUUUACGGACAGACAAUGGAAGUGAAUAUAUGUCUGCUGAAUUCCAAAACCUCCUCAAAGAGAAAAGUAUUCAUCACGAGACAUCUGUACCCCACUCACCACAACAGAAUGGUAUCGCCUAACGGAUGAACAGGACGCUCCAGGAAGCUGCUUUAUCAAUGAUCGUAAAUGCAGGAGUAUCCAAGAGUUUCUGGGCUGAAGCAGUUUGUUCAGCAGCGUACAUAAGGAACCGAGUUAUCACAACAGUAACUGGAGUCACCCCAUAUGAGCGAUGGUACGGUAAGAAACCGGAUGUUUCAAAUUUUCGUGUUUUGCUUGCACUGCCUAUGUCCAUAUGCCAGAUUCUUCACGUCAGAAGCUUGGCCAGAAAGCAGUGAAGAUGCGAUUCGUUGGCUAUAGUUUGACACAGAAGGGGUAUCGAUUGUACGAUGAGAACAAACGUAAAAUAUUUAUCCGUCGAGAUGUUACUUUCAAUGAAAGUGACUUCGGACAUACCAACAGAGUACAAUUCGAGGUUGAGGAAGAGGAUGAUGAGUGCUCUAAAGAAGAAUCAGAUAAGAAAUCGCCUGAUAGUAGAUGUUCAGCGCGAAAAAGAAAGCCACCAGUUUAUUAUCAUGAUGAAUACGUUGGUAUCACAACAUUAAGCAUACAGCCCUCUUUGUAACAGAACUUGAAGAGCCAACAACGUUGAAGAAAGCUCUCGAAAGUAAUCAUGCGGAAAGCUGGAAGACAGCUGCAGAUUCUGAAUAUCAAUCUCUAAUGGAAAAUGAGACCGGGGAGCUUGUCGAACUGCCACCCGGACGAAAGGCAAUUACCUGCAGAUGGGUAUUUAAAGUCAAACAUGAUGAAAAUGGGAAAAUCGAUCGGUUUAAAGGACGUCUUGUAGCGAAAGGUUAUCUACAAAAGUACGGGAUCGAAUUUGAUAAAACAUUUUCACCUGUCAUUCGCUUUACAUCUAUCCGAGCUCUUUUGGCGUUUGCUGUUUCCAGAAAUGUGUUUAUCCAUCAAAUGGAUGUCGUUACCGCUUUCCUAAAUGGAACACUUGACGAAGAUAUCUAUAUGGAGCAGCCAGAAGGUUAUGUUGUUCCUGGAAAAGAAAAUCUUGUGUGCCACCUAAAGAAAUCUCUCUAUGGAUUGAAGCAGAGUCCACGAUGUUGGAACAAGUCGUUCAAGGAAUUCAUGAUAUCCCAAGGAUUUGAGCAAAGUGCUGCUGAUCCGUGUGUCUUCAUUCGAAAAGUCAAUGAUCAACUUGCUAUAGUUGCUGUACACGUUGACGAUCUCAUACUAUUAACCGAAACCGAGCAAGAAAUGAUCGACUUGAAGGCCAGUCUCGCAGCUCGUUUCAAGAUGAAAGAUAUGGGUAAGCUUCAUUACUGUCUUGGAGUAAACAUUAAAACGAUGGACGGUGUUUUGCAAAUGAGCCAAGAGCAGUAUAUUCAUCUUAUCACUGCCAGAUACAUUUUAUCACUGCCAUUCUUGUCAGGAGUAUCAUACAAAGAUAGACUUGUCAAAAGUGGUUUACUAUCAUUAACAUACUAGCAUGAAUUCCUGGAUAUGGUCUACCUUUACAAAGCGUUAGUUAUAUCUAAUGACCAUAAUAUCCAUGUAAAGACAACAGAUCGGUUGACGAGAGAAAAUGAUGGAACAGCAAACAUUAUAUUACAAGUUCCUAGAGUAAACACUUUAACAUUUCAGAACAGUUAUUACUGCAGAUCACCCAGGACUUUUAACUAUUUACCAUCACACUUACGGCAGUCAAAUCUCUCAAUCAGUCAAUUUAAAUGCGGCCUAUUUAAAUAUUACCAAAAACUUGUUGAAGAGGUCUACGACAUUGAUGUUCCACAAACGUUUAAAACAGUGCGUGUAAAGUGUCAUUUGUGUCGUCCCUUGUCCAGUCUAUCUGUCAAACUGUGUUGUCAUUAGAUGCUGUUAACCCAGUGGAAAUAUCACUUUGUUAGAGAGCAUGUGAAAUUUAAAUUAAAUUCCUUUUUUCGAUCCACAUGAUUAGAAUUGCUCAGGACCACAUUAAAUCCAACGUCUCAGUGAUUAGCGAUUUUGAAGCGAUAUAUCCACUGUGUUAACCUAUAUUUCAGUAUUGCAUUAGCAGGUUACCCGUAAAGGAGCAACUAGCUCUGUGGGUUAAACCGGUCAUGUGACAAAGAUUGUAAAAUAAAAUAUAAUUCACAAGAUAUUGCACAAGUACAAAUUACAAGAUUGUAAACCUGUAUCGACGCCGAUGGAUAUGAAUGUGAAGCUGGUGAAAGAUGAUGGUUACAGCAAAGCAGUAGAUCCUGUUGAGUACCAAUCGAUGGUUGGAAGCUUCAUUUAUGCAGCUAUAACUACUCGACCCGACAUAGCUCACGCAGUUGGUACUUUAGCAAAAUUUAACUCGUCCCCUAAUGAAGCACAUCUUACUGCUGUCAAACGUAUAUUUCGCUACCUGAAGGGAACAGUUAAACUGCAUCUCCAGUACGAAGUAAGUGAUAAAGAUAUGGAAGGAUAUUCCGACGCAGAUUGGGCAGCAGAUUCAUAUGAUCGAAGAUCUACUUCUGGCAACGUAUUUGUAAUGUCCAAUGGUGCCGUUAGUUGGGCAAGCCAGAAGCAACCUACGGUAGCACUUUCAACAGCUGAAGCCGAAUAUAUCGCCCUUUGCUUGGCAGCUCAAGAAAGUGUAUGGUUACGACAACUAAGCAAGGAUUUUCAAAUAAAUUGUUCGAGUCCAACCACUAUUAACGAGGACAAUCAAGGGAGAAUCGCAAUGUCAAAAAAUCCUGUUUUACACAAGCGCACAAAGCAUAUAGAUAUUAAAUUUCACUUUGUUCGAGAGAAAAUUCAAGAUAGAACAAUCGAACUAAAGUAUUGUCCUACACAUAAAAUGGUCGCGGAUAUUUUCACGAAGGCUUUACCGCGAGGACAGUUUGAAAAUCUUCGAGCAAGACUUGGACUUAUCAUAGUACAGUAA